AUGCCGCCUAUGCCACCAGAGAGAGCGACGACUAUUGAAUUAUGGACAGAACCACUGGAAGCUCCGCCCCAGCCCCGGGCAAAAGAAGAUAAUGUGCCAAAGCUGAUUGAUAACGGUCCGCAGAAAACACCACCUACCGCGGAGCCUGAAGAUGGAGAGCCCCGUGAUGUCACCACCAAGACGAUAUGGAAAAAUGUUUUGGCGAUAAGCGUUGCGUUUAUGCUGUCUUACACGGCUUUCCAGUCCAUUCAGAACUUGGAAAGUAGUUUGAUAAGCGAGCAGAACUUAGGGACGUCGUCACUGAGUUGUGUAUAUGGCGUAUUCAUCUUAUCGUGCAAUGCAGCACCGUUCAUUAUCCACAACAUCGGCACUAAAUGGACGAUCGUACUUGGUCUCAUUGGAAAUGUAAUCUUUACCACCGUUCACUUCCAUCCGCAUCACUACACACUGAUACCUACUUCGAUUAUGUUAGGGAUACUUGCCGGGCCGUUAUGGUCCGCGCAAUGCACUCAUCUCAUCACCUGCGCCGUACGAUACGCCAGCAUGACAAACGAAACCAUCGACGUGGUCAUCUCACAAUUCACCGGUAUUUUCUACAUGAUGUAUGGCAUGACACAAAUAUUCGGCAAUGUCAUCUCCGCCGCUAUUUUAGAUCAACAACAUCCCAUAGAAAGCAACGAAACCAUCUAUUUAGAACGCACAUGUGGGGCUUACGACUCCGGUAUCAACGACAUUGACAGCACCGUAUUACCAUCACAGCACUCUCAGAAUAUCCUAUUCGCUGUUUAUGUCGUUUUUGGACUGGUAGCCGUGUUGGUUACUAUCCCGAUGGACACGUUAGAUUGGAUCCGAGGCGGUAAGCGUUGGGCAGAAGGCGAGGUUGUGAAUAUGUCGAUAGGAUGUAUGUGCAUGUCUACCAUCCAGAUGCUGCGGAAUCUAAUGUAUUGUUAUUGGUGUCGUUUUUAG
Messenger RNA from Saccoglossus kowalevskii, 966 nucleotides. RefSeq names its product N-acetylglucosamine transporter UNC93A-like. The record is from RefSeq and is a predicted model, not a curated record. Lineage: Eukaryota; Metazoa; Hemichordata; Enteropneusta; Harrimaniidae.